This is a messenger RNA of Quercus robur (English oak), 1971 nucleotides long. RefSeq names its product homeobox-leucine zipper protein PROTODERMAL FACTOR 2-like. The record is from RefSeq and is a predicted model, not a curated record. Gene Ontology annotation, molecular function: lipid binding. The transcript is spliced from 9 exons. NCBI's taxonomy places the organism in Eukaryota, Viridiplantae, Streptophyta, Magnoliopsida, Fagales, Fagaceae. The coding region runs from base 1 to 1971 and encodes 656 amino acids.
AUGGCUGGGGUCGGACCAUCAGGUAGUGAUAUUCAGAAGAGUGAAAACAAUGAUCCCAUGAACAAUACGGGGAAUGAGAUCUUUGACCAUGACAUGGAUGAUACUAGUAACGCCAGGGUUGAUCAUGAACUCGAACCUCUAAAUGUUGUGGAAGAGUCUACACAUGCAGGUGAUAAGAUGGAGAAUGACAACAAUCUAGGGUUUGAGCCUGAUGUGAAUCCAAAGAUUAAUGGCGGUUCACAAAACAAUGAAAAUGCUGGUUCCCCUCCAUUAUCUCCAAGAACUCCUCAGUCUCCUCCCUGCAAUGAUUGCUCAUCACCUGACAAUUACCUCUCAGAUUGUGGUUCAUCCUCAAGUGUUGGAAGCAAUUUUCAGCGAGCAAGUGACCUUCUUAUGGCAGUCUCAGUGUCAGCUGAUGUAUACAAGAUGAAAAUCACUAAGCUUGUUGUUGCAGCCAUGGAAGAGUUAACAAAAAUGGCCCUUAAGGGAGAACCUUUAUGGCAACUCCAAAAAAAUGGAAAAACUGAACUUCUAAAUGACGUUGAAUACAUGGGGCAAUUUGGGCAUGUUGAUGCCACAUUGAAGGAGAUAAUGAAAAUGGUUGAGGUGAGAGAACCUCCUCAAUGGAUGCCAAGCUUAGACAAUACUUCUGAGUGCUCGUUUGAAAGUGGAUACAAGCCAAUUUCAUGUAACGGACAUGAAUCAGAACCCCUUCGUAUUGAAGCUUCACGUGAAACCAGUCACGUUAGAAUGAUUCCAAUCGGUCUUGUUGAAAUGCUUAUGGAUUUGAAGCAGUGGUCAUUGGUAUUUUCCAAUAUUGUUUCAAAAGCAAUGAUACUAGGAAUCUUGUCAUCAACUGGAAAGGAAGGAAACUAUGAUGGAACUUUGCAAGUGAUGACAGCAGAAUUUCAUAUCCCUUCACCACUUGUUCCAGUUAGAGAGAGUUAUUUUGCAAGAUACUGCAAACAGGUAGCCCCCGGGACCUGGGGAAUCGUUGAUAUAUCUUUGGAAAAAUUAUUCUCGUAUCCGUCAGUUACCUUUCGGAGAAGACCAUCAGGCUGCUUAAUUCAAGAAAUGCCAAAUGGGUACUCUAAGGUUAUAUGGGUUGAGCAUGUGGAAGUGGACAAUGGAUCAGUGCACAAGCUUUUUCAGCCACUAGUGGCAUCUGGUUUUGCAUUUGGUGCAAAGCGUUGGGUUAACAGCAUAGUUCAACAAUGUGUAAGGCUUGCAACUUUAAUGGCUAGAAGCACCCCCACCGAUACUGGAGUACUAAUACCACAAUAUGGGAGAACAGGGCUGCUGAAGCUCUCUGAAAGAAUGAUGAGAACCUUUUGUAUUGAUGUUUGUGCUUCUGCAUCAAACUUAUGGAUGCCUAUACCUAGAUAUGGGGCUGAAGAUAUGAGGAUCAUGACCAAAUAUAGCAAAUAUGAACCUGGAAUACCUCCUGGUCCAUCAGUAGUUUUUGCUACUUCUGUCCAGAUUCCAGCCUCGCAAAAGAGAAUAUGUAAUUUCCUCCAACAUGCUAAUUCUCGAAACAAGUGGGAUAUCCUUUCGUACGGAUACAGCAUCAAAGAACUUGCAUACAUUAUUAAUGGCGAGGAUCCAGGAAACCGCAUUUCUAUAAUCCAAGUGAUUGAUACGCCAGUUCUGUAUUUGCAAGAGAGUUACAGUGACACAACAGGCUCCUAUGUAGUUUAUGCACCAAUGGAUGCUUACGCCAUGUCCAUUGUGUUAAAUGGCGGAGACCCAGAUACUGUGGUUAUCUUGCCCUCAGGAUUUGCUAUCCUCCCUGAUAAGCCAACACCAGAGGGAGAAGAAAAUAGUGCAAGUCUUUUGACUCUUGGAUUCCACAUAAUUGAUGGUGCAUCAACCAAGAACUUCAUCCCUUCUGAAUCAAUAGAUAUGAUGCAUCAAAUCCUCGCCGAAACUUCCUUCUCGAUUAUGACUGCUAUGAUAUCACCAAAACAUUAA